Mycosarcoma maydis (corn smut) is the source of this 1221-nucleotide messenger RNA. RefSeq lists its product as uncharacterized. The record is from RefSeq and is a predicted model, not a curated record. Bases 1 to 1221 code for a protein of 406 amino acids. The transcript has 3 exons. Lineage: Eukaryota; Fungi; Basidiomycota; Ustilaginomycetes; Ustilaginales.
AUGCUCCGAGCGACUGAGCAACUCACCUGGUCCGCGGUGCUGGACAGAUUCAAGCGUGGCUACGAGGUCACCAGCUCCAAUGCUGCCACUGGCAAAAACCAAAAUGACGUCGACUGGCAGUUCUUUUCGGGCAAGCAUCUGAGAUGCAAGGUGACCUUCACCAAACCUAUUGAUACAGCUUGGCCAAUGCAACAAUUGCCGAGCCAGAAGAGCAGGCUUUUAUCCAACAAUGAGGAUUCGCUUGAUCGUCAGCUAAGGAUCAUUGUCGAAUGUGGACCUAUCGAGGCCGACGAUGAACAAAAACGGGUUGAUGCUGCAACGAAAUUGAAGGGGAUCGUGGCAAGGUCAAGAAGCUCGUCCCAGACGAUAGCGCCUCUGGUCUUGCUGAAUGCCGACCUCGUCCUAAUCAACAAAACUUACUUCCAUACACCACAAAGGCUCAAAGCCGUAAUUGUCUACCGCCAGAACAAGAACGUUCUCAUCCGAAUGCUGGACGAGUAUGAUUCGACCAAGGCGCAUCGGCUGCAGCUCGAGUUCAACAGAGAAGACGACGUCGAAGCUUUCCUGUCCCUGAUCGAACCGGAUAGCACAUUCCACGACGUGGGUCGAACGACAUCGCCGAAGAAAGAGGAGACGAAAAACAACCAGUCGGCGAUUUGGAAAGUCUCAGCAAAGGCAAAUGCUGGCGAAAUCGAGAUCGAACACGCAACAGACACCUCGAGCGUUGUCCCUGACGAUGCAUCACAGAGCCAGAGUCUGGUAGAGAAGCUUUUGCAGCUUCAAGAGAGUCAGCUUUGUCAGCCCGUUGCGCGACAGCCGGUAGCGGACGUUUCUCGCCUGGCCGCCGAGGUGCAAGGUUUGCGUGCAGGGACGUCCACCGCAAGCUGCUCCCACUGUGCCCAUCCGAACCGUUGCGAGAGCAGCGCAACCACUACGGCGUCGGAUGCCACAGCAACGAAUUGGGACAACUCGGCAAGUGUCUCUCAGCGACACGUCGAGACACCCUUGACGCAAACGAGCGAUGAAUCAGUCUAUGAGCAGGAUCAAGCGGACGCAGAUGAUGAUCAAGACAUUGACGAUGGUCUGCAAGGCUGGCCGGACGCAAGCGCGAUCGAGUGCAUCCAGGAUGAUGUUUGCAGGCUCUGCCUCAUGGCACCGCAUCUCGACCAAAUCAUCGCAUUUCACGUGGAUCAGCAUUUGCGAGAUGUUGGACGGCAGUGA